AUGAAGCAUGAGGAAAUCCGAAAGGGACCAUGGACGGAGCAAGAGGACAUGAUUCUGAUCAACUUCGUGCACUUAUUUGGAGAUCGGCGAUGGGAUUUUAUCACCAAAGUUUCAGGUUUGAACCGAACCGGGAAGAGUUGCCGGUUACGUUGGGUUAAUUACCUUCACCCUGGUCUCAAAAGAGGCAAGAUGACACCCCAAGAAGAGCGCCUUGUCCUUGAACUUCAUGCCAUAUGGGGAAACAGGUGGUCGAGAAUUGCUCGGAAAUUACCGGGCCGAACCGACAACGAGAUCAAGAACUAUUGGAGAACCCACAUGAGAAAAAAGGCUCAAGAAAAGAAAAAGGCCAUGUCACCAUCAUCUUCAUCUUCUUCGAACGGUCAUUCGUCAUCGUCGUCAAGCACCGGAAAGGUAAGUUUCUACGACACCGGAGGGCCAGACAUGGCAGACUUGGAAGGGGAGAAAAGUCGGGAAUUAGAAGACGAAAAGGGGUAUUCCAUGGAUGACAUAUGGAAGGAUAUUGAUAUGUAUGAAGAAAAUAUGAUAAAACCAUCGAGUGAUAACUGUAACGACUAUUGCUUGGAUUCACUGUGGAAGAUGGAUGACGAAGAGAGUAAGAUGUUUCCAUAUUUAACCGGCUAGUUAGAAUUCAUUUAUUUAUUCAUAGUAUGUAACACUACUUGUCUCCUGGGGAAACUCUUUAACAUCUGGGUGUUUUCAUAUCUCAUCUUGCUGCAUAUCACUGUAAUCAUCUCAUGCUCUA
Molecule: messenger RNA, 763 nt
Organism: Hibiscus syriacus
Lineage: Eukaryota; Viridiplantae; Streptophyta; Magnoliopsida; Malvales; Malvaceae
Product: transcription factor MYB48-like
Exons: 3
Coding region: 1-642 (213 amino acids)
Biological process (GO): regulation of DNA-templated transcription
Cellular component (GO): nucleus
Molecular function (GO): sequence-specific DNA binding; DNA-binding transcription factor activity
Source: RefSeq, a predicted model, not a curated record